UAAAUACCGAUUAGGACAAGCCAGUAUAAUGGGACUGUAAUCAAGAACCGCGACGGCCGAGAUUGCACUGCUCGCCCUUACACAACAUCGCAACCUCCUGCCACUUCCGUGGAGCAUCCAGUCGCCAUGAAGGACGGGGGAGAAUCCAAAGAGCAGCAGCUCACGGUUGCUCUCCGAAUCCGACCUAUAAAUGAGACAGAGUUGGCUGAAGGAGCCACCAUCAUUGCCCACAAAGUGGACAAGCAGAUGGUGGUUCUAAUGGACCCAAUGGAAGACUCAGAUGACAUACUGAGGGCUAAUCGCUCUCGUGAAAAGUCCUAUAUGUUUGAUGUGGCCUUUGAUUACACUGCAACUCAGGACACUGUGUACCGUUUCACAACCAAAGGCCUGAUUGAAGGUGUCAUCUCUGGGUAUAAUGCUACUGUAUUUGCCUACGGUCCUACAGGGUGCGGGAAAACAUACACUAUGCUGGGGACUGACUGGGAGCCUGGAAUAUAUAUUCGGACCCUUAAUGAUCUCUUUAAAGCUAUUGAGGAAACCAGCGAUGAUAUGGAAUAUGAGGUUUUAAUGUCAUAUAUGGAGAUCUACAAUGAAAUGAUACGAGACUUAUUGAACCCAUCACUGGGCUACCUGGAUCUGCGGGAGGACUCCAAAGGUGUAAUCCAGGUAGCAGGUAUUACAGAGGUGUCUACCAUUAAUGCCAAAGAGAUAAUGCAGCUUUUAAUGAAGGGGAAUAGACAAAGGACACAGGAGCCCACAGCAGCCAACAAAACAUCUUCCAGGUCUCACGCCAUUUUGCAGGUCACUGUUAGGCAGAAGAGCAGAGUGAAGAACAUCACACAAGAAGUCAGAGUGGGACGGCUCUUUAUGAUAGACCUGGCUGGAUCAGAGAGAGCAUCCCAGACUCAGAACAGAGGUCUGCGCAUGAAGGAAGGCGCUCAUAUUAACAGAUCACUUCUGGCAUUAGGGAACUGUAUCAACGCUCUGAGUGAACGAGGCAGUAAUAAAUAUGUCAACUACCGAGACAGCAAACUGACCAGACUGCUAAAGGAUUCAUUGGGUGGAAACAGUCGAACAGUAAUGAUUGCUCACAUCAGCCCAGCCAGCACAUCUUUUGAAGAGUCCAGAAACACACUGACCUAUGCCGAUCGCGCCAAAAAUAUAAAGACACGGGUCAAGAGGAAUCUUCUUAAUGUAUCUUAUCACAUUGCUCAAUACACCAGCAUAAUAUCAGAUCUACGCAAGGAAAUUCAGAGGCUCAAGAAAAAGAUUGACGAGCAAGGGCUGAAGCAGAUAAGAAGUGAGAAGAGUGACAUCCGCAACAUCCAAGCGGAGGUGCAGCUCCACAGUUCAACUUAUGGCAGACAUGAAAUGGAGCAGCUAAAGGAGCAGCUCAUUAGGGCAUUCCGGGAACAAAUGGACAUUCGGCGACAGCUGAUGGAGAUUGAAAACAGUUCUAUGGAAAUGCAGAUGGAGACCUCUCGGCACUUCCUCAUUACUGCAGAAUGGGAGCAGGAGAAGACCCGGCGAGCCAGAAAGUGGAGAGAUGAACACAGGAAAGAAACCUAUGGCAAAGAUGACAGUGAGAAGGACUCAGAUACAGGCGAUGACCAGUCUGACUUUAUUGAACCCCCUGAGGUGAUUACAGCAAGAGAAACCAUUCAAAUAUUGGAAGGAGAUCAAAACAAACUGCGCAGACAGAAGUUGGAGCUGGAAAAGAGGUUCAGGGAUGUCCGCCAUCAUGCACGGAGGCUGGAGGAGGCUCUACCAAAGCGCAUCAGCUCAGAUGAUCAACGGGAAAUACUAAGCCUCCUGUGUAAGGUGCACGAGCUGGAGAUUGAGAAUACAGAGAUGCAGUCCCAUGCUCUACUCAAGGACAACAUGAUCCGACAGAAGGACUACAUGGUACAGAGGUUUGAGCAACACCGCUCUCUCUGUGAUGAGAUCAUCCAACAACAGAGGAGAAUUAUAUACGAUCACAAUCUGACUGUUCCUCACCAAUUAAAUGAUUUGUAUGAGCUGUACUUUCGGGAGCUGGAAGAAGGGGUUCUUGACAAAGCAGCAGUCUUGGCCCUAAAGGAUAGCCAGAGCUGCCUACCCAAAAUCCCAAAUCUCACAGCAGAAGAGAACCUACAGGAGCCUGACUCAGACCAGGAAAGUGUAAGGACAUUUGGUUCUGACAAUAGGAAUCCAAUUCACCGGGACUCCUACAAGAAUCUUCUGCCACAAAUUCUUUCUGAGACAGACAGUGACACAAACAAAGUAUUCAAAACCAGCCCACGUGCUCGACAUCUUAAGAAUGGUGCUGUGGUGACUCCUCCCCCAAUCCAUGUGAAUGGAAUAAUCAGCAAAGAGUACCUACCACGUAACCAAAUAAACUAUUUUCCUGACAGCACUGAUAGCAAGGUUGUCCUGACACACCGAGAGAAAAAAGAGAUUACGACCAGCAUUCAAAGCAUUGCUGUAAAGGCAGCAAGGCGGCGUUCAAGGGUUCUAGAAGGUGACCGCCUGCAGCCCAUGAAAGAGAGGAGUAACCUGUCAGUUCACUCUAUGAGUGAGAGCGAGGACACCGUAUUCACUGACCAGAGGUUUCCUAGCUCAUCCCUUCACCAUGCAGCCAGUGAGGACAAUCUGUCUAGCACCACAGGGGAAAUAGUGGCAGUCCAUGGAGGUGGCAGUAAUCACAGAGAUUCUCCAAAUCUAUGGCACCGGACACAAAAAAAACAAGCACAAAAGCUGGAGAAGAGGGAGGAGUCUCUUGAGGUGAAGCGCAGAAAGAAAAGGUCACGUUCAUUUGAGGUCACAGGUCAAGGGCUGGUUCGCCCGAAGAAUCAUAUAUCGCGCAAUCGAGCUUUGGAAAGCAACUCUGACCACAAGAUCCAGUCUAACACUCUCCAAACCAACCGCAAGAUUAUGCUGCCAAUAGCACAGGUCAAACUCCCACAGAACCAGACUACAACUGUGUUUAAAAUGGCAGAGCAGCAAGAAGGAAAACACCAGACCAACCAGCCUGGAAGUGUCAAGAAGCUAAUAUCUACCAAUCAACCACCACGUUUCAACUAUAUAAAUGCAAACGCAAGUGGUAUUUAUGUGAAGGAUGUCCGUGUGCGUAAAUAUUAAAAGCUCUUGUGAACCUGGUAAAGACAUUUCCUAUGCACAAGGAUUCGUGACUGGCAUUGGGCAAUGUGAAAUAAACUGGAUAUUCAUGGGGUCGUAUUUUUUAGUCCAUAAGGGGUAAUAAACUCUAACUUUUACAUACAAAUAAUAUAUAUACUUUUUAAACAUGGUAUUGUUGCUGCUUUUGUUGUUAGUAUUUACAGUCUUCAAAUGAAUUUGUUGGUUCAGUUUGCAAAUACUUGCAGCAUUGUCAGUGUAUUCAUAUUAGGGUAUCAAAUGGUAAUAAUUAUUUACCUUGUAUUCUGAGUGGCUGCUUUAAAAGUAUUGGCGAAAUUAAAAAAAAAAA
Messenger RNA from Xenopus laevis (African clawed frog), 3463 nucleotides. It is a transcript of the gene kif19.S, whose product is annotated as kinesin family member 19 S homeolog. Gene Ontology annotation, biological process: microtubule-based movement. Gene Ontology annotation, cellular component: axoneme; cytoskeleton; cilium. The record is from RefSeq and is marked provisional. Gene Ontology annotation, molecular function: ATP binding; microtubule motor activity; microtubule binding. NCBI's taxonomy places the organism in Eukaryota, Metazoa, Chordata, Amphibia, Anura, Pipidae.